Molecule: messenger RNA, 739 nt
Organism: Cyprinus carpio (common carp)
Lineage: Eukaryota; Metazoa; Chordata; Actinopteri; Cypriniformes; Cyprinidae
Gene: chchd5
Product: coiled-coil-helix-coiled-coil-helix domain containing 5
Source: RefSeq, a predicted model, not a curated record
ACCACUGGUUCGACCAAUAAGAUCAGCGCAAGCGUGGCUUUUGACCAAUCGAAUUCCUCCGGCGAGAGCGCGCCGCAGACGUUCCCUUCGCACACGUGCGUGAUGUGAUAGUAACCUUCACAAGAACCGAGCGAAAUCAAAGGUGUUUAGCAUGGAGGCAGCAAUGGCCAUCACGACCAAAUACUGCCAGAAGGAGCUGGAUGAAUAUGGUACAUGUGUAGUCUCCCAUCCAGCAUCGUGGCAAGAGAAGUGUGUGGACCUGAAGCUGAGGGUGGCACAGUGCACUUCAUCACAUCCUGUGAUAAGAAAGAUCCGGAGCGACUGUGCGGGUGAGUUUUCCGUGUUUGAGCGCUGUCUGCGGGAGAACCCGAGCUCUGCUGAAGCGUGUCAACCUCACCUCACACGUUUCCUCGCAUGUGUUGAGAGCGUCGACCUUUCAGGAAUAGCAAAUGCUGCGCCGCAGCCCACAUAGAUGUUUUUUUGUCACUGUUCAGGCUAAUGAGGACAGUAACACAGGUGUUUUAUACUCAGCACUGGAAGAAAUGGGCUGCGGAAAAGCGUAUCAUCUUUGAAGAACUGCAACACACACACACACAAACAGAAACAAACCUCAGUCUUUUGCACACCUUUUUUUCCAAAAUAUUCAAUGUGAUGUUUUAUUUUGUUAAUGGAACAUUUCACACUAUUUAUGAGAUUUUUAAAAGCUUCCAUGAUAUUAAAACACGAAGUUGCAAUAAAA